This is a messenger RNA of Oxyura jamaicensis (ruddy duck), 1736 nucleotides long. RefSeq names its product follistatin like 3 (gene FSTL3). The record is from RefSeq and is a predicted model, not a curated record. The coding region runs from base 44 to 682 and encodes 212 amino acids. Gene Ontology annotation, molecular function: protein binding; activin binding. Lineage: Eukaryota; Metazoa; Chordata; Aves; Anseriformes; Anatidae. Gene Ontology annotation, biological process: multicellular organism development; negative regulation of activin receptor signaling pathway; regulation of BMP signaling pathway. The transcript is spliced from 4 exons.
UGGGAUCUGCUGGCUGCAGCAGGGGAAGGAGGCCAAGUGCACCAUGAUCCUGAAAACGGGCGUGACGUGGGAGGAAUGCUGCGCCAACGGCAACGUGGACGUGGCCUGGUCUAAUUACACCUACCCAGGCAACAAGAUCAGCCUGCUGGGCUUCCUGGGGCUGGUGACCUGCCACCCCUGCAAAGAGAGCUGCGAGGGGGUGGUGUGCGGCCCCGACAAGGUGUGCAAGAUGAAGCACGGGCGGCCCCAGUGCGCCUGCGCCCCCGACUGCUCCAGCCUGCCCCGCAAGCUGCAGGUCUGCGGCUCCGACGGCUACACCUACCGGGACGAGUGCGACCUGCUGACGGCCAAGUGCAGAGACCACCCCGACCUGGAAGUGAUGUACCAGGGCAAAUGCAAAAAGUCCUGCUCCAGCGUGGUGUGCCCCGGCACCCACACCUGCGUGGUGGACCAGACGGGCAGCGCGCACUGCGUGACGUGCCGGACGGCUCCGUGCCCCGAGCCCACCAGCCUGGACCAUGCCCUCUGCGGCAACAACAACGUCACCUACCCGUCGGCGUGCCACCUGCGGCGGGCCACGUGCCACCUGGGGCGCUCCAUCGGCGUGCGCCACUACGGGAGCUGCUCGGCCGCGGCCAAGUUCUCCCUGGAGACGGACAACGCCGAGGAAAACUACGUGUGAAUCCUUCCUUCGCCGCAAGGCCGGACCCAGGAGACAGGGGCAUUAUGUGUAUAUUGUACAAACCAUAUACCUGAUAUUUAUUAAGAUAAAAGGUCCUUAUUUAUAUCUGUGUAUGUUAUGCAGCCGCAGAGGGCCCGGUUCCCGGCCCUGCCAGCCGUGCCGGGGCUGCGCGGGGCCACCUGGGCUGCUCCGUGCCCGCGGCAUCGAGGGGGCGUCCGCACCGCUGCACGCUGCCCCCCCACGUGUCCUUGGACGGCCGCCCCGGGCCUAUUUAUUUUUGGAUUGAAUUCUUGGUACUCUGCUGACGUUUCUGGCCGGGACCUCGGGGUCAAGUGGGAAUCUGCGCUUUAUCUUUCCCCGGAGGGGCUCAGCCCCAGCUGCCAGCAGCAGGAAACGGAGCACGGAGCUGCGCCGGAUUGAGACGGAUAGAUCUCUAUUUUUAUACGCAUAUACAUACAUAUAUGCACAUAUAUAUGUAUGUUUUUUUCCCCCGAAGUUUUAGCACGUGCAUGUUAAAACUGAUGUUAGCUUAGGUUCUCCCAGGCCUGCUCAGAGCAGGCGUCCAGCCCCCUCGGUGGCGAUGGGGACGCCGCUCGCCCUCGCUCACCCCGCCGUGGCCAAAACCCCUCGGCGAGCAGCCCGGGCCGCUGCGGGCAGAGGGCUGCAGAGCCCCCACGGGGGCACGGGGCAGGAGUGGCCCCGGGACCCCCAGCCGCGCUCAGGGGCAGGCGCAGCCCCCUCCAGCCCCCCUUUCCCACACCCGCCGCUCUCUCACUCCCUCUGUAUUUAUUGUUACUUCUCUCUCUUUUUGUGUGCAUUGUGACCUGUGUAAAUACCAUCUCGUCUCUGACACCAAGAAGCUGUUGCCUUUAUAUAAAUAUCAUAUAUAUAAUAUAUAUAUAUAUAAAUACCCUAUUUUCUAUUUUUGUAUGACUGUGUUCUGAUUCCUGAGGCAGAAGCUAUGGGAACAUACACAUUUCCUAUUCCAUAUUGUUAGGAGCAUUUUACAGCUGUGGUUACAAUUUGGAUUACAAUUAAAAAAAGAAUAAAAGGU